Ectocarpus siliculosus is the source of this 3415-nucleotide messenger RNA. The record is from the annotation of a GenBank genome assembly. Lineage: Eukaryota; Phaeophyceae; Ectocarpales; Ectocarpaceae.
AUGACAGGCGCGAACAUCAACGAGUCGGAGCCGACGUCAGGGACGACAGCGUUGCACGUCGCCAGCAAGACCGGGAGAGUCGACAUCGUCCAGGAUCUGAUUCGCAACGACGCGGACUUGGAUGCCCUCGACCUAUCGCGGUGGACUCCGCUGCAGUAUGCCGUCUUCAACAACUACCCUGAUGUCGCUAGGGCUUUGUUGGAUGCCGGCUGCAACACCGCGGGGAUCAAGUUUGACUUCAAAUCCAGAGAGGCGAAAGACACCAUGAAGCCCCUGCUCAUCGCGUGCAAGAGGAGAUCCGAACAAGUACAACCUGAGCGAGAAAUAGUCUUUACGCCGGCCAUGGCGGCGGCGCCACCAGCACGAGCAGCCGUCGAGGUAGCACCGAACCCACCACCACCGCCGCGGCUAAGUGCGGGCAGUGUCGGCAGUGGCACGAGCGUGGGAGAGUGGGCCCGAAGAAUCAACGUAGACGAAGAGACCCUUCGAUCUCGCGACGGGAUGGAGCGAUGGAUGCAAGAAGGGGGCUUGCAGGGUUACACGCAGAAAUUUCUGGAUGAAGGAUUCUCUUCCCUGUUCUUCCUCGUGAGCAACGUCGAGAAACAGGAGGUCGCCACGUUUUGCAAGAACAUCGGCAUGUUGCCUGUGCACCAGAAGCAUUUUCUUCAGAGGUGGGAUGACCUCGCGGUCCAGUCUCCGCCAGAGAACGCAGGUCGCGGCAACGAUCCUGAAGCCUCUGCACCUCGAGGAGAGGGAAAACGCAGGGAAGAAACGCAGCAGCGAGAUGACGCGGCAGUGGCGGACUCGGUCCGCGCACGUCUCUUGAAGUGCAAGAAUCUCGCGGUUCUUGACGUGAACACGGAGGGCGGCAAGAAGGUGACUACUCUCCGGGACAAGGUGUGCCAGCUGCAGGAAGCGCUGCUGGAUCCAACUUACCCCAAGGCUUACAUCAAGCAGCGGCUCAGGACGUGGGCGGUGAGCGCAGCAACUGUGGUGCAGGAUCUGCACCGGGCGGGCGUCGUAUGGGGCAGCGUCAGACCGGAUACGUUCAUCGUCAAGUCGGGAGACACGCCUUUCCCGGUCUUGCUCGCCACAGACUUCAGUCGCGCUGCAAUCUCCCCCAACGCUAAGGGACAAGAAAAGCAAGGGGUGGAACUGGUCCCCUUGUUCUCCCGCGGUGAGAUUAGGGGAGAACUCCCUCACGUCGAUCACCUCAGAUACAUGGCCCCAGAAGUCUCGCGAGCGAUGCUCGAUGGCGAGAGCUACAUUACCGCUGACGAAGCACAAGAUAUCUGGUCUCUGGGGAUGCUCAUAUAUGGCAUAGAAGCCGGACACGAGUACCCGUUUAGAGGCCUGUCGGCGGCAGAGGUACAACGUAGUGGUGCUGGCAACGACGGAGUCACGGCUGCAUGCGCUCCGCCGUCCCCGAAAUGGGGUUCAUGCCGGAGGGCAAGAGGGUCCAUGCUGGCCUUGGCACAACGCUCGUACAUCACCGCUAACGACACGGUUAUGCUUCGAGCUCAAAACCUGGACUUUCAGCCCGUCAUCGAGCACGUCAAGGAAGUGAAGCGGGAGAUAGAGGGCCUCAGGCAGCAGUUUUCGCUGGCGUUCGAUGCUCUCAGGGACGACUUCCUGGUGGCGAACGCAGCAUCGGUGCACGCGCUGAAGGGCGAGAUGGGUCAUGUUGUCGGCCGCAUUGACGGCAUGGCCGCGACGAUCGGCAGUAAUCGCGAGCUGGAGACAGGCAGGAUAGACGGUGUUCGAGAGGAAAUGCAGCUCCUGGCAGGAGCUGUGCAAGAACUCUCCGAGAACUCCCAAGCAUCGGCGAGACCUCUUUGCGAGAUGGUGGAUCAACUAGACCGCUACAACGAGGAGCUAGCCCGGCUCAACAGUGGCGAUGAAGGUGCUUCCGCCGCAAACCUCAGAGAAAUGUCGACCGCGAUACAGGGCAUGCAGCGCGCCAUGUCACAGCGCUUCGCCAGCAUCGAGAGCACCCUUGAUGAGCACGACAAAAAGCUGAGCGCGAUAAUGUGGGGAGUCAGCAGGACCGCCAACGUCGUAGACCAGCUCAUUACAGGGGACGCACGCUGCCCCAAGCUCCUCCUGAUGGUUCCAGAGGUCAAUCAAAGGUGGAAGCGUGGCCUGAUGCCUUUAAAACCUAGCUGGUGCCGGAAGGAGCGCACCAACAUGCUGUUCUUGUGCGCGUACAACCUUCAUCCGGCCCACUGCGGCCCCAAGGGCAAGGGUUUUACUGUCAAAACGCCAAGCCGUCAGAUGCAACGAUGGACGCCCGCUCUGAAGGCGUCUAUCAUGGUGCUCAAGUUGGCCGCUGCAGUGACACGUGUUGUGACCGGCCUCCCCAUUCCGAUUGGGGUCAACGAAAUGACUGAGGGCAUGGCCUUUGCCGUGUUGGCAGACCUAGAAGAAGAGUAUGCUAGAGCUGCCGGAGAGAGUUCACUCGGUGGCGAAGUAGGCGGGAACAUCGAAGAGCUGUUCACUUCACUGCAAGAGGAGGAGGACCAGACAACCAGCCGCCAGGUACAGGGCGCACGACGCCGGGUAUCGAGGACACCACAACAGCUCCAGGCACAGACGAAGUACGUGGUGCGUGCUACGGGAGACGCGUACGAGAAGGUCGUCGCCUUCCUCGACGAACACUAUUCCGGAAGGUCGGGGAGGAGGGAUUGGCGACAAAUGCUCGGCCUGCAGCCGGUCGCUCAUCCGCUUACGGGAGACGUGGCCUGGGUCUGCGAUCGGCACCGCCAUGCUUACUUGGCGCGCGCCGCAUCGUCGUCUGCAACGCAAGCCACCCCCGUGUGACCUUAACAUCUUGUUAACGGUGUUGGUUUAGAGAGCAGUACGAGUGCGGUUCAAUACGAUGUUCUUGAGAUCGGGGGAAAAGAGGAUGGGACACGUCUAUUGACAAGAUUGAUUGCCUCUCACGGCUCACUACACGAAGACACAGCCAUUAUUGGUGUUUUUGGUUGGUAAUUUUUAUACACUGUUUAUUGCUGCGGUUCUCUGGUGGAGGAAGAAUAGGCUGGCAGCGUUGAGGAUUCCGGGUGACCACACGCAUGCAAUUUCGUUCGGUUCGUAGGGAGUGCUGCUGUCGGAGCGGCAUGACUCUAACCCUGUGAUGCCGUUCAGUUGGUUGGACCCGAAGAGCGAUUUGUUACGCCUCACGCGCCACAAUCAACGUGCAAUGGUCACGGACCGAGACCGACCAGGCGUGGAAGCCAGGAGGGAACGAUGCCGACCACCUCGCGCGACGGGCCGGGGACAUCGGCGACGUCGGAAAACUCUAGCCUCGAACAACGAUUGAUACCCUGUAGACUAUUUCCGUACGCUGCGCGGUGUGGCCCACGACGAGGUGGUUAAUUAUGCCAUUUUCCGCAGGAACAAGACAUACCACCCC